Carassius auratus (goldfish) is the source of this 2168-nucleotide messenger RNA. RefSeq names its product homeobox protein Hox-C13a. Bases 263 to 1183 code for a protein of 306 amino acids. The transcript has 2 exons. Lineage: Eukaryota; Metazoa; Chordata; Actinopteri; Cypriniformes; Cyprinidae. Gene Ontology annotation, biological process: regulation of DNA-templated transcription. The record is from RefSeq and is a predicted model, not a curated record. Gene Ontology annotation, molecular function: DNA binding; DNA-binding transcription factor activity, RNA polymerase II-specific.
AUCUCCAACUCUCUUAGCCAAUGCCCGGGCACUGUAAACCUUAGAAGCCAGGCGUGAAACGUGAGCCAGUAGUUGUUUAAAGGGAUUAUUCUUCCCACCCACAACCCAGUCUCAUUGGGAUAGUUAGCAUAUCACGUGCCUGCGCUUUAAUGAACUGGACACAUGGACGUAGUCGUGCGCAUGCGCGUGUGUAAAAUGUAGUUGGAAAUGAGGUAUCAGUCUUAGAGUAGGCGACUUUUAAAAAGCAUCGGCAGCCCGUGAUAUGACGACUUCGCUGGUCCUGCAUCCACGCUGGGCGGACACCUUGAUGUACGUGUAUGAAAAAAGCCCGAAUGAAAAUAAUCAGAAUAAAAGCCAAAUUAUGGAAGGAUUGAGCGGGAAUUGCCCUGCGACUCAUUGCAGGGAACUGAUCUCACACCCCGCGUUGGGGCGGCAUUCCGGCACCAUAGCGACUCACCAGGGAUCCAUGUACUCGGAUAUAUCUUCCCCUGAAACUGGGCGACAGUGCCCCGCUCCACAGACGUCAUCUAGCGCCUCUCUGAGUUACGGCUACCCCUUUGGAAACCCUUACUACGGUUGCAGAUUAUCUCACUCGCACAACGUGAACUUGCAGCAGAAACCAUGUUCAUACCAUCCCGCAGACAAAUAUGCCGAGACGAGCAGCGCCUUGCCCACGGAGGAGCUCUCCAGCAGGGCAAAAGAGUUUGCUUUCUACCCGAGUUUUGCCAGCUCGUACCAGGCGGUUCCGGGAUAUCUAGAUAUGUCGGUGGUCCCCAGUAUUAGUGCGCAUCCUGAGCCACGUCACGAUGCAUUGAUCCCCAUGGAGGGCUAUCAACACUGGGCUCUGUCGAAUGGCUGGGAUGGACAGGUGUACUGUUCAAAGGAACAGACACAGUCUUCUCAUCUUUGGAAAUCUCCGUUUCCAGAUGUUGUUCCGUUGCAGCCAGAAGUCAGCAGUUAUCGUCGAGGGCGCAAAAAGCGUGUUCCCUACACCAAGAUACAACUAAAGGAACUGGAAAAAGAGUAUGCAGCAAGCAAGUUCAUCACCAAAGACAAGAGACGACGCAUCUCUGCGACAACCAACCUCUCAGAACGCCAAGUUACUAUUUGGUUCCAGAACCGCAGAGUAAAGGAGAAAAAGUUUGUCAGUAAAUCAAAGACUAAUAAUCACAUGCAUACUUGAUAUACCUUUCGUACUUUUGUCGCCAGCCAAUAUCCCUCCGUCCAGAAAGUCUUAUUUACCUCUUUUCAGAAAUCAUGAAUGAAGAACAUCUUGGCAGCCUCAUGCCUAAACUGUCUUCUUUCACUUUAUUUAAUUUAAAGCAUGCACACACAUCAUAACCGCUUACUCUUUGGCUUUUUGGGCAUAUGAUACAAAACUGUGAAAAUACAGAAAAAAAAGAGAAAACAUUUAAACUUCGUCCUUUUUCUAUGAAUGUACAUAUAUAAAUAAUAAAUAUUUAAAAUUACACAAGUAUCAAAGAGACACAUGGUUUACGUGCAUCUGAAAUUUAAAGGAGACCCGACCCUUCUGCAUCUCUUCCCGAGUGCGUCAACGCCAACUAGCCAGCAGAAAACACUCGAGGGGCUCAACAUGUACGAGAAGAAAGAGUAAAAAAUCUGUGGGACACUUUGGAUGAAUCAAGACUUGUAUAACCUCUCGAAAGGCUGUAGCAAAUGCUGAACUGGAUCACAAAUAGAACCGACAUUUGUUUAUCGUGGACAUUACAAAGAUUUUGCUAGAAUGAGCCUGUGAGACUUCAAAAGCUAAAUGGUUCACUGUGGGAUACAUUGCUUUUUAAUGCCGAGGGUAAACCAGGCUGCUAAUGUUAACUGUACAGUUUAAUGCUUCUAUUAUUUAAUUUAGAUUUCGCGUAUGACAGUUCUGUAAAAAAGGAAUGUUAGAUCAUUUGUAUGUGUACUUAUUAGCAGUGAAGGAUAUGACUCUGCCAUGCAACUGGAAUGAUUGUAAGCAUUUAAAAAUCAUUUAGUAUUAAACAUUAAUGCACAACCUUUUUUGUUUUUAUAUAUAGAAAUAUAUAUCGUAAAGCAUUGGAGCUGUUCACACGACUUGUCUGUAACUCUUUUCGUGCAGUAUGUGAACUGUAUUGUGGUGUUCAAUUCCUAAAGUACUGAAUUGAGACAUUUCAUAAAUAAAAAUGACAAAG